Molecule: messenger RNA, 999 nt
Organism: Mesoplodon densirostris (Blainville's beaked whale)
Lineage: Eukaryota; Metazoa; Chordata; Mammalia; Artiodactyla; Ziphiidae
Product: L-lactate dehydrogenase C chain
Exons: 7
Coding region: 1-999 (332 amino acids)
Biological process (GO): carboxylic acid metabolic process
Cellular component (GO): cytoplasm
Molecular function (GO): L-lactate dehydrogenase (NAD+) activity
Source: RefSeq, a predicted model, not a curated record
AUGUCAACUGUCAAGGAGCAGCUUAUUGAGAAUCUAAUUGAAGAAGAUAAAGUCUCCCAGAGUAAGAUCACCAUUGUUGGAACUGGUGCUGUAGGCAUGGCUUGUGCUAUUUGUAUCUUAUUGAAGGAAUUGGCUGAUGAGCUUGCCCUUGUUGAUGUUGCAGUGGACAAACUGAAGGGAGAAACAAUGGAUCUUCAGCAUGGCAGUCUUUUCUUUAAUACUUCAAAGAUUGUCUCUGGAAAAGAUUACAGUGUAUCUGCAAACUCCAAAUUAGUUAUUGUCACAGCAGGUGCACGUCAGCAGGAAGGAGAAAGUCGCCUUGACCUGGUCCAACGUAAUGUGAAUAUCAUGAAAUCAAUCAUUCCUGCCAUAGUCCAAAAUAGUCCUGACUGUAAAAUGCUUAUUGUUUCAAAUCCAGUGGAUAUUUUGACAUACGUUGUCUGGAAGAUAAGUGGCUUACCUGCAACUCGUGUAAUUGGAAGUGGUUGUAAUCUAGACUCUGCCCGUUUUCGUUACCUAAUUGGAGAGAAGUUGGGUGUACAUCCCACAAGCUGCCAUGGUUGGAUUAUUGGAGAACAUGGUGAUUCAAGUGUGCCCUUAUGGAGUGGAGUAAACGUUGCUGGUGUUGCUCUGAAGACUCUAGACCCUAAGUUAGGAACUGAUUCAGACAAGGACCAGUGGAAAAAUAUCCAUAAACAAGUUGUUGGAAGUGCCUAUGAGAUUAUCAAGCUGAAGGGGUAUACCUCUUGGGCUGUUGGACUGUCUGUGACAGAUCUGGUAAGAUCAAUUUUGAAAAAUCUCAGGAGAGUGCAUCCAGUUUCCACUAUGGUUAAGGGCUUAUAUGGAAUAAAAGAAGAAAUCUUUCUCAGUAUCCCUUGUGUCUUGGGCCAAAAUGGUGUCUCAGAUGUUGUGAAAGUUAACUUUAAUUCUGAGGAGGAGGCCCUUUUAAAGACGAGUGCAAACACACUUUGGGAUGUCCAAAAAGACCUGAUAUUUUAA